Molecule: messenger RNA, 1359 nt
Organism: Cicer arietinum (chickpea)
Lineage: Eukaryota; Viridiplantae; Streptophyta; Magnoliopsida; Fabales; Fabaceae
Biological process (GO): regulation of flower development
Cellular component (GO): nucleus
Molecular function (GO): DNA-binding transcription factor activity; protein binding
Source: RefSeq, a predicted model, not a curated record
AUAGACAAACACAAUGAGUGUCUCUUUCUGUGGUGCGCCAUUCAAGAGAAAAAGACAGAGAAGAGUUGGUAUUGAGUUUGGAAUUGUCUUGUUGCUCCACGCUUUCCAUUAAAUAAAAUCACACCCAAACUCAUUAAUUCAAUUGCAGUGCAUUAAGGAAGAGAUCAAUUAUAGUUUGAAUUCUGUUACAAUGUCUUCUGAUAUUGAUAUUUCUUACCCUUUCAAUUUCAUUGAUGUUGUUCAAGAGGAUUUCAACAAUUCUCUCGACCCUUUUUCCUCUUGUUUCUUUUCUUUUUCUUCUUCUUCUUCUUCCCCAACCAACAACCAUAUACUACCCCUAACAAAUUCCUCUGCUUUGGAUGAGUCUAGAGUGAAAACAGAGGAAUAUUGCCAAAUGAGUGUUGAAGAUUACCCCAACAAACACCACUUUCUUUCUCACAGUUGUAGUGGUGAUGAAACUGAUCAAAGUGCUUCCAAGUUAAUGCAAAGGAGGAGUUAUAGCUGUAACAAUUUUCAUGACAAACCUGAUUUUCCCUUUGAAGCUAAUUACCAUAACACCCUCAUGGAUUCCCCAGAUUUUCAAUGGCAUGAAUUCAACUCCCCUGAAAAUAGUUUCUUCUCUGGACAAAUGAGAAGAGCAUGUAGUGCAGGAGAUUUGCAGAAUAUGAAAACAAUAGUAACACAUGAGUCUCAAACGGAGGAAGCAAAUUUCAAAGUAGGGCGUUAUAGUGCGGAAGAAAGAAAAGAAAAAAUCUCAAAAUACAGAGCAAAGAGAAGCCAGAGGAAGUUCAACAAGAUUAUUAAGUAUGCAUGCCGAAAAACACUAGCCGACAAUCGAACACGCAUACGUGGCAGAUUCGCACGUAACGACGAAACCAACGACAUUCCAAAACCUCAAUCUUCAAAAAUAGAUGAAUACCAACAAGAGUUCUGGGUUGAUCUCAUUGAAGGGUUAAAUGACGAGUAUCUCCUUUGAAUUUAACAAAAUGACGAUUUGAAUUUCUCAAUGCAGUGACUUAGUUUGGAGUUUUGAUCUGAUCUGAAAUGAAAAGAUAAGGCAAAAGAAAAAACAAAAGGCGUUUCGAUUUGAACAUUUUUCAAUUCAGUGAUGAAUAAAGUCAUCAUCAUCGUGUAUUAUUAAUUUGUAGGUCAAACAUAAGUUGGUGGUUGGAAUCUGCCUCUAUUAGAUUUUGCUUACUUGUGUUUCAUUUCGAUUUCUCUUUUCUAUCUAUCACUAGUUUUUUAUGUAUUAGUGUAUAUAGCCAUGUAACAUGUUCCAUAUAAUCAUGUAAUUUUUUUCUGCUUAAAUAAUCUUUUAAAGAAUGAAGUGUAAUAAAGUGGAUCAUUGGAGACUUUUCA